CAGAUCCAAGAAGCCAAAAUCCCAAGAGAAUUCUAAGCACUUAUUCAGGAUUUGAACAAACCUCUCACCAAAUCAUCAAAUUCCUUCCAAUAUGUAUUUAACUUCUUAAAAGUAAUAUUCCACAAUAAUUAUUUUUAGUAACUUCACAGAUCAACCUUUGAUUGAUUUUCCAUCUGUGUCUUUCUGCAAGAAAUUCAUCUUCGAAAGUCAUCACACAGAAUUUCUGACUGAGGUAGAAGAUGGAUCAAGUAAUCUUGCCAAGGACUUCACAAUUAAAAACACAAAGGAUAGAGAUGAGCUUUUUCAUUUUGUCAAUCAUGAAGGUAAUGGAACAAGUUUUGAAUGCAAUACUAUAGAUGGAAAGUUGAAAGGACUUCCUUGUGUUUUUCCUGCUAUACGACGUGAUUGUGCCGUAAGUGAUUCGGAGAAUCCAGAAUCAAGCUUUUACUGUGAAUCAUUCAAUCAGACAGUACCUCUUCAGUUUUUCCCAAAAUGCAUUAGUCUACACCAAUCUGAUAAAUUAUGGUGCGCUACAAGAGUAUUCAAAAACAACUCACUCGUUCCUGAUUACUAUGGCCAUUGUAGCCCAGAGUGUGAUGGGUCCGUUCCUCACCCGACAGCCUCAAAAAAUAUGGCUGGACCAUUAUUUGAAAAACUAUGGCACAGAAGAUUGUUUGAUUUAGAUGUAUGGGGGUCAGGCCAUUGUUUAACAUACACUCCUCACCAAAAAUACCCCUCUGGUAGACAAGGACAAUUGUAUGCUUACAUGGGCAAUGGAGAGAAAACCCACUAUUUAUCUUUAAAAGGCUAUGACAUCUAUCUCCAUUCUAAGAAGCAUUUUUGGCCAGCUGAUAGUUUGACUACAAAUGGACAAACUGAGCAUAUAGAAUUGGGACAGCAUAAGAGUUUUACAGUCACUUUUGAGAAAAUUGUAGAAACUAGAUUUCCAGGAUCCCUGCAAUGUAAUGAGGAUGUUGAGUAUUCUAUGACAGCUUGUUUAACCAAUUACAUCUAUGAACAAGCUGGUUGUGCCCUGGAUUGGUUUACCAACCAGACUAAUGGAUUUCCAGCAUGCACAAAUAUUUCCCAAGUCAAAAAUAUCGCAAAAACAAUGUUUCUACUUAAAUCUGUAUCUUAUCCUGAAAUCAAAGAUACAACAGGUUGUGUUGUUCCAUGUACCAGGGAAGUUUGGAAGUACACACUGGAACAGGAAAGGAUUUAUUGGAAAACAAAUUGGACAUCUGAGUUUAUACUUAAAGCCAAGUCAGGCCGUAUCGAGGUGUAAUCUUUCACUUCAUUAACUUGUUUAUUUUUAACAUUUGUCUCACAAAAAUUUGCUCUAUGGCAAUUUCUUCUGAAACAGGAGGGCUUAAAUAAUUUUUGUAGGACAAAUUCUUUUAUGUUCUAACAUAAUAUUUAUUCUUAGUACAUCUCAGAAGCUCUAGUUUACGACCUCUCUGAGUUGUUGAAUGGUAUUGGUGGUCUGCUUGGAAUGAUGCUUGGGAUUUCAGCUGUAUCAAUAUCUCAAAUGUUCCUAGAAUUCAUAGAAAACAAAUUCUAUUCUGAUUAGGGGAGGUCUUAACUGCCUCAGUAACAUCUUCUCUUAAUGUCUAUACAUGCAUUUUGACCUUGAUAUUAAACUUUUCAAUAGCAUUCUGUUCUUGUUAAUCAUAUUUUUUCUUAAAUCUUAAAGCCUUA
Eurytemora carolleeae is the source of this 1698-nucleotide messenger RNA. RefSeq lists its product as uncharacterized. The transcript has 5 exons. NCBI's taxonomy places the organism in Eukaryota, Metazoa, Arthropoda, Copepoda, Calanoida, Temoridae. Bases 632 to 1285 code for a protein of 217 amino acids. The record is from RefSeq and is a predicted model, not a curated record.